AUGGCAGCGGCCGCGAUCGCCGAGCGUCCCGACGUGGCCGAGAAAAGGAAGAAAGAGAGGAAGGAGGGAAUUUCGCCGGAGGAAAAACCGGACGUGUCGCCUGGGAUCUUCGACGUAGAUAAGAUUACUCGAAUGGAGGAUGUCAGGAAUCUUAUGAUAAAAGACUUGCAAGAGGAGAUUCGAUUGGAACAGCACAACGAGAAACGAAAAGCGGAAACGGAAGCGGAAGAAGAGGCGAACCGCCAAAGGCAGCUGAAACAAACACACGCUGUACUUUCUCGACAUUGGACAACGUUCGCGGAGAACAUGCUCCAGUUGGAACAAGAAGAAAACUGGGCACGGUACAUGACUUGCGAUGGUCUGCCAGAUCCUGGUUCGCUGCCCGACAUGAAUACGUUCUUGUUCCUCUGGUCGUUGAAGGGCGAAGAGGCGACUAUGAGUACUAUAGAGGAAAAGUGUCGAGUGAUCACGCACAUCGCUGCUAAGCUGCGGGCCGAGCUUCAACGAUGGAUUGAUCUCGCAUGUUAUCAACUGUUGCGUAACAUCGAGGCUAAUAUGGUCCGAGAAGACACGAACAUCACUAGAUACAUUUGCGUGACGAACAAAGCGGUGUGUUGCGUUUGGGCUCCGAUCACGCUGCCCAUAGGGCUUAAGCGACAAGCAAUGGACAGAGAACGACCAUCUUUAUUCGUACCAAGGAAGACAAUCGAAAUCGAAUUCGAAGAAAUGAAGCUGACGAUUAAGAUGCCGAGCGAUUUUGAUUGCCAUCAAAUGGCAAUCAGAGGCCUUUGGCUUGCUUACGAUCAUCACUCGGUUGAAGCGGAUUCCUAUCGCAUGCCUCUGUUACCGGACUAUUUGUUCGAUCUGUGGAAUCCUUCUCUCGACGUUUUGGAAUACUCGGCAAAGGAGCACGGAGAAAAGCUUCGGCUACGUGAGGAGCAAGCGGAGGAACGACGUCUACGUUUAGAGGAGAAGAAAGCGAUACUCGGAAGAAUGGAGUAUCCGCCUGUUUCGCCGCGGCGCGACAAGAAGAAGAAACACGGCAGGAAACAGGCGAAAGGACGAAAUUCGGCGAAAGACCACGAGUUGGAGUUCGAAGCGACGUUAGCCACGAUGUUGCCUUCGAGAGCGGAACUGUUACCCUAUUUACCGACUCCGAGCGAGAUAAUUCGAGAAGCCGAAGAGAAAUCCAUGUCGGAAAGCAAGAGACUGCUCUUUACUCGAUGCGAGAAGACGGAGGUGAAUUUGCGAAAAUACAGGAUCCUCGGCGGAGUGUUUCGCGUAGAUCUGCUUUAUCAACCGCCUCAACCGAAAGAUCUUGGAAAAGAUACCUGCCUGACUACUCUCGAAUUACCAAAGGAGCCGAGAUUCGUACCGUUUCUUCGAUCGUACGAGACGCCUCAGCCAGCACCGGACUCCGAGAGAACGCCGGAAGUCAUCGAGGCUGAGAUGAAAGCCCUCGAACUAGCGAUGGACGCGCUCAUCUUGCUCACCCUCAAGUUGCCCGAGACUGUUUUCUGGUUUGAGCCGCCGGUGGUCGCUCAUUGGUUACCGGAGAAGAAAAUGUGGUCGACGAAGUACGUGCACGACGUGAAGUAUAACGAGGAGAAACAAACGAUCGCGUUUCGUGUCGGAAGAUUAGGAAUCCACGGACUGGCGGGAUACAAAUUCGCGAAUCUUCCGUUUCAAAGUUGGGAAUUGAAACCGGAAACGGGGAGAAGUGGUCGCCUUCACGCCGGUGUGGUUCUCACCGUUACAGCUGCUACAGUUCAAGCUGAGUUCGUUAUCAGGCUGUUGCAACAAGAUGGAUUGGACCUCUUCCCAGAACGGGAUGCUGCCAGCUACUUAAAAGGACUGCCGAUCAAACAUCCGAUCACCGAGAGACACUUGAGAGAGUGCAUGGCUCUAUUGUCUACCUCGUACGUCUUUUCUUGGUCACGAUGGAACGCGACUCGCAGUUUUCGAGAGAUAGUCUUGCAAUUUAAAGAGAUACACGGUUGCGUCGCAAAAGAGCGUACGAACCUGAUGCUGUUGGUAACACCUUCGCGGACCAUGCGUAUACGCUCCACCGAGAUGAGCCCCGAAUUUUCCGACUUGCCCCUCGAGGAAGAAGACACCAAGUUUUACGCCGAUCUGUAUCAGUUGGCGUUGAACACCGCCGGGAUCAAGACCCGACUGUUGAUAGAACAGAUCUCGUACAAAUUGGCGUCAACGGUUGCCCGACUUCUCGAACGUACCAACGUUAUCAGCAUGUCGUCUUAAACUCGAUCGAUAAACGCAGACUAUAUGUCCUAAUAAGUAGUCUAAAUUUCCAAGCUCAAAUAGCUCAAAUUCGUAGAGAUCUUCGCAAAGAUCUUUAGUUACCAAUAAUAAUCGGUCGGUCAAUAAUCACU
Heterotrigona itama is the source of this 2393-nucleotide messenger RNA. Lineage: Eukaryota; Metazoa; Arthropoda; Insecta; Hymenoptera; Apidae. The record is from the annotation of a GenBank genome assembly.